Porites evermanni is the source of this 2161-nucleotide messenger RNA. The record is from the annotation of a GenBank genome assembly. NCBI's taxonomy places the organism in Eukaryota, Metazoa, Cnidaria, Anthozoa, Scleractinia, Poritidae.
GAAGGGUUUCCAGCUCCCAAGGUAACCUGGGUCAGAGUGAUUAUGUCUUUUCCAGCUAACAGAACUGAGGUGAAGGCGGGUAACCUCACUAUCAGUAACCUACGUCGAGUAGACAGCGGUUUGUACCAAUGCAUAGCAACAAACAGCAUGGGAACAAAAAAGGCCACGAUGAACUUGAUUGUACAGCAAGGAGGUUUGUACGCCUAUUUUAUCAGUAACCCGGAAAAUCUUCCAACAUUGAUCAAAAUACUCAAAGUAUAUUUAGUUAAAGAUUCACACUACUUUGAUUAUAACAAUUGAAAAUUAUCUUGAGAGAGUGCAUCGAACGACUUCAGUUGUUGAUCUUUUUUAAAAGUAGUAAUGAAGCUUAUUUAGGCCUAGUUCCAUGAAUUACAAAUAAAGAUUGUAACCUUUUCUAUGCAGUUCUAUAUGAACGUUUCUACGGUUAAAUUAAAUUACGGUUAAAUUAUGUUUUUGCUAUUCAUAACUGUUUAAUCAAUAAAUCCUUAACUAAACUGUUUUGCAAUUCUAGAUUUUGAGUUGUCGUAUAUAAAUCACCCACUAUCGUUCUUGCUGAUUGUCCCCCGUUGAUGAAACCGUCUGUUAGGUUAUUGUAUUUAUUUUCAUCAUUUAGUAAGUAAAUGAGGGUAUUUACCCUGUUCUGUUCAUCUGUAUAUGUCUUUAUAACUGCCUUACGGUUUCUGGUUGUCGCGUUCUUGUUUCCAGCCUGCUAUUACAGUCCAUGCCUUAAUGAAGGAACCUGUCAUGAAGAAGGCGGAGGAAACUACAGCUGUGAAUGUAGAAGUGGCUGGACUGGAAAACGAUGUGAAGUUGUAAUUGGUAGGUACUUCCAUAAAAUAAUCUUUAUGGUCGUUUUGCUUCCACAGCAUCCACACAGUUCGCUUUAUUUAAUUAUUGAUUCCCACCGGCAUCGUUGUCUGGCUACAGGCUAUCGCUUAAAAUUCAGUUGGAUAAAAAAAAAGGGUGGACACGUUACAGAGUUCUUCUCCGUAAGCAGCCCAAACCCCUUUUAAAAAUUCACUGGAUGGUAUGAAAAUGGAAGUGAUUCUCGCAGAUGAAUAAACAACCUAAACGGUGGAACCCGGGCCUGACCGGACGCAACGCUCGUUAUAAUCCAGUAAGCUAAAUCAUGCAAGCCAACUGGAGAGCAGGCCAUUGUAGAUUCUUCAGUAAUAUACCCGCCCGAUGUAGGAAUACAUAACAUACAUACGUUACCUUUAUUUAUCCUCAGAUUUACACUAGCGGAAAUGUAUGAAAUGACUCAUAUUUUGAACUACGUCCGCUCAUCGCAAAGGUCAGGGUUCGAUCGAUAUUCCCAGUCAAGCCUUAAUUUUUUCAGUUUCUUUUUCAACCACUUACAAAAGGCUGUUGUCCUGCCUAGAUUAGCAUUAUAGCUAUUUGCAGCACGUAAAGUAUUGUAAACUAAAUAUUAUUUUCUUUAAUUAAACACAUUGUUGUUGUAAGUUUGUUUAUUCAACUGUGAGAAUCAUUUCCACUUUCAUAUUUUUAUCCGGAGUUCACCAUAUGAGUCAUUUCAUAUAUUUCCAUUCAUGUUAACUGGAUAGUACUGGCGAAAUGCUACCCCGGGCAAGAUUCCUUCUAAAAACGUCUAGUUUACGCUUAAAAUUGAUGGAAAGGAAUGGCACUUGCAAAUGACUUGUAAAUAAGUUUCUCCUUAAUUUGUGUAAACUGUAUAUUUUUACUGAAGUCUGCGAAAGAAUAGAAAAGUGUAUUUUUAUAGAGAUGUACGUUAUACUUGUCAAAGAUGAUUUGGAUUGUCUGAUAAAUCCGCUUUGCCUUUUCUGUAGCAUGUAAAGCUGUAGAGGUAACGGACCCAAAAAAGAUACCAGAUGCCAGAAUGACGGCAAGCACAGUUUACAGUUCGGGUUAUCAACCGUACUACGGAAGGAUCAAUACAAAAAGGGGAAGCCGAUGGUGUCCAACGAGCACUAGUGACAGGACAGACUAUCUUCAAGUUGAUAUGGGCGCGGUGCAUUCUGUUUGUGCAGUGGCCACGCAAACGUUAAACACUGGCGAGUAUGCCAAAACGUAUUACCUACGACUUUCAGUGAAUGGAUUAACCUGGAACACGUACGAGGAGAACAAGGCGAAAAAGGUAAACUAUAUGCGUAUAACUUAA